AUACAACUUCUUGAGAGUCGCGAGCGAGACGACGGCGUGAAGUAGACCAGAAACUCAGCAAGCUUAUUGCGACAAUUCGUACAAAGCCCAAAUUUCAUAACCUUCUUCUUCCACCGACUAGAAAUGAGUUAAUGGCCGCAGCAAACACAGAUCCUAUUGUUGUGAUCAAUUUGGACCGCCAUCGGUGCGACGCCUUCAUUAUCGAGAGUAGUCGAAUUAGGACGCUCAAACUACCCGAUCUCUCGGUGAAAGAUGUCGUCGGAUGGGUUCUUUACCUUUGGUCGUUCCCUAAUAUGAAUAUGACGCCAAUGUUAGAGUGGCUCUGGACGGCAGUGUGCCGCCCAUGUUUAGACGCAUUGGGGUUUUCAGCCCCGGCGUCCAGCGACACUUGUCCUCGCGUGUGGUGGAUUCCUACGGGGCCUCUCAACCAGCUGCCGUUGCAUGCAGCCGGAUUCCAUUCGCCGGGGUCUACCGACACGGUCAUUGAUAGAGUUAUGUCUUCGUAUGCCUCGUCAAUCAAGGCCUUGGUACAUGGUCGUAAACCCCAACUUCAUAACAUUACCAAGUCUACAUCUAACCGGGCUCUCUUGGUCACCAUGUACACAACGCCAGGGCUAGAGGCGGAUGGAAUUCUCCCAUUUGCUACAGAAGAAGUGAAAGUCUUGACAGAUCUUUACCUACGUGAUCAUAAAAUUCAAGAAAACCAGCCAUUCCUUGGCUACCUGUCUGCUUGCUCGACAGGAUCUAACAGAGCUAUAAACCUUGCCGAUGAAGCAAUCCAUCUCAUCGGCGCCCUCCAACUCGCAGGUUUUCGACACGUCGUGGGUACGCUCUGGAAAGUAUCGGACGAGCACUGUGUUGAUGUGGCGAGAGACCUGUACAAGACUACGAGACGAGACGAGAGGAUGACAGAUAUCGCGGUCUGUCGGGGACUCCACCGAGCCUUUAUAAAACUGCGCGGCAGGAAGAUUAACAAGAUGGCGUGGGAAAGGGAUGCCGAGUUGGUGGAGAUGGAAGGCUUUCACUGGGUUCCCUAUGUACACUUUGGUGUUUAG
This is a messenger RNA of Hypoxylon trugodes, 1055 nucleotides long. Its product is annotated as CHAT domain-containing protein. The coding region runs from base 132 to 1055 and encodes 307 amino acids. NCBI's taxonomy places the organism in Eukaryota, Fungi, Ascomycota, Sordariomycetes, Xylariales, Hypoxylaceae. The record is from RefSeq and is a predicted model, not a curated record. The transcript is spliced from 2 exons.